Messenger RNA from Panthera uncia (snow leopard), 7041 nucleotides. It is a transcript of the gene ST3GAL6, whose product is annotated as ST3 beta-galactoside alpha-2,3-sialyltransferase 6. Gene Ontology annotation, biological process: glycolipid biosynthetic process. The transcript is spliced from 10 exons. The coding region runs from base 5952 to 6950 and encodes 332 amino acids. The record is from RefSeq and is a predicted model, not a curated record. Lineage: Eukaryota; Metazoa; Chordata; Mammalia; Carnivora; Felidae. Gene Ontology annotation, molecular function: beta-galactoside alpha-2,3-sialyltransferase activity.
GUAAUAAUAAUAAUACUAAAUAUAUAUAAUUAUUAUUUUUAAGUUUAAUUAAGUAAUCUCUACACCCAAUGUGGAGUUCAAACUCAUGUCCCCAAGCUCAGUAGUCUCAUGCUCUUCUGACUGAGCCAGCCAGGCACUUCUUAAAUAUUAUUUUUAUUCUCAGUGUGAAUUUGUCUUGUUUGGGACUGUUCUAAAUCAGUAUGGAAGUUAAAGAGUAAUAAAAUGCUGAAGUUAAAACUAGAACAUUACAUGCAGCACAUGUAUUAUAGAAACUGCUGUUAAGCUGUGUAACCAUGGGCAAGAUGCUUGCCCUCUCUGGGCCUUGUUUUCUCAAUAGAAUGAACUCUAGUUCCCUCUCUGUCCUUAAAUGUUACAAUUAAUAAUAAUUUUAUUAAAGUAUCUUAAUAUAAUUUUUAUGCAUAUUCUCCUUACCGUUCCUGAACCCAUGUACAAAUUUAAGACUCACUUCAUACAUUUAUUCUGAGAAAGCUUGGGAGCUCAAAUGUCCAUCAGGAAUUAUCUCCAUGUUUCUGUAUAGCCCCAUGCAUCUGUAUAGUAUUUCCUAUUUGUUAAGGUUCAUCAGAAAGCAGUUAUUCCACUAGUGAAUUUGUUACGUUACUGUUUUGUUUGAAAAUAGUUUUGUGAAGGACACCCACUGACUGAGCACAUAACGCUUUAGUGGUCCUGGCAAAUUUGGUCAUUUGCAAUGCUUUUGGGAUUUGGUCCUUGGGACUCUCUUGAGCUCUUUGUUCAUACCGAGAUUAUUCAUGAGUGGCUUCAAAGCCCUUCCCCAGUGUCCUGGGCCACUGGGCUUGCAAAACUAUUGAGUACCACAAACUUAGCCUGGACAUAAGGCUGGAUCUUCAGGUUUCUUACUUCCAGAUAUAUCUUAAUUUAAUGGAAUCCGAGCUGUAAUCAUCUUGGGUAUUUGUAGAACUGUCUUUCCCACCCAUCUUUACAUCUCUUGGCAUCACCUGGAAAUAUUUUUGAGUCUUUAUAGCAUCAUGGAUUCUGGUGUGUGCCUGUGUUCAAAUUCAGCUCUGCCCCUUACUGCCUGGGUAUUCUUGAGGACGUUAGAAUUUCUCUGUGCUUUCGGGUCAUCAUUUGUGUGAUAGGGAUGACAAUAGUACCUUUCUCGAAGGGUAGUUUUGAGGAUUAAAAUAAUUGCAUCUGUAGAAUAUUUUAAACAGUUCUAUUAUGUAAAUGUUCAGAAUAUAAGCUAUUUUUAAAAUUGCCAUCUGCUGCAGUGUUUCAUCUCUGCCCCCAUCCUCUAGGGCUGACAGAUACUCAGCUCUUCAUGCUUACCUUGUUAGACAUUGCUGAUUGGCCCUGGUACUGUAUUUCCUUCUGAAUCUAGAACACAAUGCUUGAAUCCUUCUCAGCAGUAUAACAGCGUCAGAGACAACUAUUUGUCAAAUUAUUUGCAGAGUUACUGAUUUUAUUUCUUGCUUCAAGACAUAAAUUUGAUAUGCUGGUUCCAAGUCUUCAUUGUUUGUUUUUGCUAAAACUCAAGAGCAGUUUUAUUAUGACAGGCAUAAAAAGGUAUAGCUUCUGUAGCCAGAAAUAGGGUCUCAUUCAAGCAUGAGUUUUGCUGAUGAAUUACUACUAUCUUGAAUGCCUUUCAUUUUUUAUUCGGAAGGAGAUGAAUAAGUCUUCCUAUCGGCUUUGAAAUAUUGAAAUGAAUGUGCAGAAACAGCUAGCAUAGUAAUGAAGCUUAAUCUUUUGAGGCUAUUAUUAGUACAAUGUCACUAGUUCUUUAGGGUCUUUGCCAGGUUGUUACAAAGUUCAUUUUUUUAGUAAGGGCUUGGUAUAUGGGUAGCUGAUAUUUCAUUAGUUUUAAAUGGAGAAUUAGAACAAGGUUGGGAGAGUCUUUCCCAUGUGCCAGACUUUUACCUGAGUGCUUUAUAUUUACUACUUACAGUAGCUCUAUUAGGUGGUAUUAUUCCCAUUUUACAGCUGAGGACACUGAGAUGUAAAGAGGUUAAGCAACUUCCCAGGCUCCUAUGGUUAGCCAGAUAUGUAGAGCUGAGACUCAAACCCAAGGGGUCUGAUUGCCACGCAGGCAACCUUAAUGCCUAAUUAGGCUGCUGCCUGCAAAGAAUAAACUGCAUGAAGAGGAAGAUGAGAAGAUGGAAGGACCAAAUUAUAAAAGUCUUAAAUGCCAGGCUAAGUGAUUUUAUGUUUAUUUGGCAGACAAUGGGAAGCCACUGAAGGUUUUCCUGUAGGGCGGGGUGACAGAGUGAGAGCUGGGCUGUAAGGAUUUUACAUGAGGUACAGCAGGUGGGCUAGUUUAAAGAGAAGGGAGAUUAGAGACCAUUGCUAGAAGCUGAGAAGUAAUGAGCACGUGGGUUUUGGAAGCAGCAUUAAGAUAAGAGCUUGGGAACGCCCAUAAAUGGUGUGCCAAAGGGGAAGAGGCCAAGACACGUAAGCAGAGAGGUGAGACCCAGGCCAGUGAGUGCCACCUGAAGGAGGUGGUUCCGAAGUUGAACACCAUGGAGGCUGGAGAGGAUUGGAACAAAACAAAGACUAGUGGGCCAUUACCGUGCACCCCCCAUGAGACUGGAAUUGUGCCGGGGAAAAGUCCACAUUAAAAUGUUCUGCGCUACCAACUCUGCUCCUUGUGAGUGAGGUCCCCUUGGGCAAGUUUUUCGAUUGUUCUAAAUCCUGGCUGUCUCUUUUGGGGUUCAAGUUGUGAAUAACAGUCAGUGGAGAUGCUGUUGUAAAGGUUGGGGUGGUGAUUCAGUUGACCGUUUUAGGCAAUGCAGAAUGAAAUGUGUGUCCUGUAGAUAUAAUGAGAGGAGUCGUGUAUAUUUCCUGUCAGAAAUGCCAGUACUAUCGUAGUGAUCGUGGUAGUAAGUGGAAGGCUAAGACUGGAAACAGUAUGGGACUGAAAAUGUGUAGGGAAUUUACAAGGCAACCGCAAAUAUUCCCUAGAAUGUGAGGGACAUUUUUCUCAAAGCCACUUACUUUCAGAGAGAAUCUGACUAGUUUUCUCAGAGGAAGUUCUGUUGGUUGGAAAAUUUAAAAGAUCAUGUCUAAAAGACUUAAAGGAAAUAGUAAGGGACUUAGAAUGAGCUUCCAGUUCCUCUCAGAAACCCUUUUUGUGAAUCCCUGACCUUCUCAGUGGGGUAUAAUUUCUCUUUCCUCUGACCUUUUCCAUUAGUACUUCUCAAACACAGAUCACCUGAGGGUCUUGCAGAUUUGAUUCAGUGGAUCAAGGGUGUGGGGCUGCGAUUCUCUAUUUCUGCCAAGUUCCCAGGUGAUGCCAACACUAGAGGUCCCUGGACCCCACUCUGAAUAGCAGGACUCUAAAAUACUUUUUAGGUUUCACAACAGGUAAGCAUACUUAUUUUGAAAUCGUGUAACGGUUCUCUCAUCAGACUGAGCUCUAUUUCCCAUAUCCUGCAGCACACACCCAUAAUGAGUGCUCGAUAUUUAUAAUCAAUUUUUCUGUCAGUGGUUUGUAUUAUUCAGUGGUAUCAAUAACUUUAAUUGUUAUGGGUGGAUGGUUUUUUUUUUUUUUUUUUUCUUUUAACCGAGAAAUUGAAGCAGAUCUGUUCAGGAAUAGGCGCCAGAAUACAAUAUAAAAAUUUUAUAUAAAGUUAAGCAUGCAUUUACUGUAUGACCCAUGAGAACAUAUGCUCACCCAAAGGCAUGUGCUUGAAUGGUUGUACUUGAAUGUUAGCUUUACUAACAAUAACAACAACAACACCUUAUAAAGAACCAAACGUCUAUUACCUGGUGAAUUGAUAAAUAAUUGUCAUAUAGCCAUAUGAUGGGUUACUACUUACCUAUAAAAAGGAAUGAAUUCCUGGCACAAGAAACAAUGUGGACAAUUCUUUCAAAAGCAUUAUACAAAUUGAAAUAAGCUAGAAAUAAUAUACUUAUUUAUGAUUCUAUUUGAAUGAACUUUUAGAAAAAGCAAAAGUAUAGUGAUAAACCAAUCAGGGGUCAGGAAAUGGGGGAAAGUGAGUUGGCCGUAAAGAGGAACCUGGGAACCUGCAGGGGAGGGGUGGGGUGAUGGAAACAUCUGGUAUGAUUUUGGUGGUUGUUACUUGGCUGUAUACGUAUGUCAAAACUCAUCACAUUGUACACCUAAAAGUGAAUUUUAUUAUAAAAAAAAUUUUAUCUCAUAAAGUUAAACAAUUAGCCACAAUCGUUAACCUGUUAAGAUCUAAUAUUCCUUGGAGGUAUCUUAUCAGUGGGAUAUUAAUAUAAGGAAAUAGAGAAAAUUUCCACUCUGGGAGAAGAAAUGGGUCUCUGGGAGAAAUUAUGAAUAAACAGUAGGAACAUAAGUUCCCUUAAAAGCUUCUUUGUGGAUUUUUAAUGUAGCUGAGUCUGAAGGGAGAGAUCUUGAAAACAGGAACUUCAGUUCAUUUAUUUUUAGCAUCCAGUAUAGUAUGCCAUUUGCUAAAUGAUUUUAGUGUGCCCACUGUGCUAUUAAAAAACAAAAUUCUGCUGAAAAGUCAUUUCUGUGCUUUUUUAUAUUCUUUGCAGUGAGCACACUCAAUUAUCAGGGGAGCAUUCAGUCAUCUGCUUUGGCAGUGAUGGCUUAGCUUUAAUUAGGUAAAAAGAUGUGUCUACAUAUGGUAAGGAUGCAAUCUGGCAAAAGCACUAGCUUUCUUGAAAGACUAAAAGGAAAGAGCAUGUGUGUGUUUACGUGUGUAGAGCUAGCUGCCUGUUGUUUUAUUAGCCAAAGAAUUGGGGGGAAAGGAGAGAAAGUUAAUUAUGCAUGUUCUCCUUUUGCCAUACAGAAAGAAAAAAACUAUGAAUUUAGAAAUCAGCCAGAAUGUAUACAGGUGAUCCAAGUUGUUGAAACUAGACAGAGUUAUUUGGGGGGGAGAGGGGGUGCAUAAACGAAAUCAUAAUUUUCUAUUUACUCAAUAAUGUCAGCUUUUUCCCCCUUAAUUUGUAUCAAAUAGUAGUAGCUCAACAUUUCAGAUUUAAACUUAGCUUUUUCAGGUAUAGUAUGGCAUAUUAAUUUUGGAUAUGCUACUCUUUAUUCUUUAAUUAUGGCUUAUUGAGAAUUUUCAGGUCCUUCUAACAGAAAUCCCAUCAAUCAGACUGAGUCUUUAAGAUUUAUCUUUUUAAAUUAUGAAGUGAACGUUUUUUCAUAUAAUGUUUCUAAGUAAGUGUAUUGUAAUAAAUGCAUCUAUUUAGUAUGUAUCAUUCCCUAAUUUUACUUUCAAAAAGGUAGUAAGUGAAUAUAAAGUUCAUCAUGUUAUAGUUAAAAAAAAAAAACCCAAAAAACAGUGGUUAUAGUUCCCCAUAAUGUGCAGUUUAAAAGCUUUCCAUAAUGUACAAGUAAACUCAGAUCUGGGUUUGAAUUCUGGCCACUGCUCUGGUAAUUGAGCAUCUCUAGCAUGGGGAUGAUAAUAUACUUUCUUUCUUCAUGUAUGAAAAGGGCUGAGUCUACUGCUGGGCAUUUAGGAAAUACUUAAUAAACUGUGCUAUUAUUUACAUGAUCAACACCAAAGGUUCGUGUUUUUUGUAUGUUCAUGAGGCUGCUGGACACAUUUGGAUCAUCCAGUUAGUAAAAAGGGCCAUACUUAAAGGGGUAGUAAAUGAGUUAAAGAGGACUGAACCUUUUACAUGGGUCACUUUAGGGUCCUGUUUGUAUCUGCUAAGGCUUGGGCUAUAUUGAGAUGGCUAGGUCUAGGAGGCUUAAGGGGACCCAUGGGGCCAGAACAAAAACUCUAGAAUUAACGCAUAGCUAGAGCUGGAGCUAAUGCUCACGUGGCCAUGUGAUUACAGAGAACGGUCCUAACCAAGCAAUAAAUACAAAGAGGAAGGCAGGCAGGAUGUAUGAAUGUUGGCCAAGUUCAGUCUUGGGUGUGUCAGUGUGAGCUAAGGACCUGUGGAGACCUAAAUGGAGAAGGAACUCUCUGAGGGCUGAAUGGACACAGGCUACCAGCUGGCCCACCUAGUAAAGCUGUGGAGGUGGGCCAGCCAUGAGAGGGUACCUUGUGGCCAUAUUCCUGAGUGCUGUCUUUCUCUAUUAUGUGCUGCAUUGUAUAUUAUGGGGAACAAACGCCUAUUGGGUGCCACCUGUGGAAAUGAAGCGGAGAAAUAAGAUCCAGCCUUGUUUAUCGAAGCCAGCUUUUGCCUCUCUCCUGAGGUUUCAUCAGUUUCACCCUUUUCUGUGUGCAGCUGAUUUUAAAAAGAUUGCUUCCUUGUAUGGUGGCGAUAAGUUUGAUUUGCCCUAUGGGAUAAGAACAUCAGCGGAAUAUUUUCGACUUGCUCUUUCAAAACUGCAGAGUUGUGAUCUCUUUGAUGAAUCUGACAACAGUGUGCCAUGUAAAAAGUGCGUGGUGGUUGGUAAUGGAGGAGUUUUGAAGAAUAAGACAUUAGGAGAAAAAAUUGACUCCUAUGAUGUAAUAAUAAGAAUGAAUAAUGGUCCUGUUUUAGGACAUGAAGAGGAAGUUGGGAGAAGGACAACCUUCCGACUUUUUUAUCCAGAAUCUGUUUUUUCAGAUCCCAAUCACAAUGAUCCUAAUACUACGGCGAUUCUCACUGCUUUUAAGCCGCUUGAUUUAAAGUGGCUGUGGGAAUUGUUGACAGGUGGCAAAAUAAACACUAAUGGUUUUUGGAAGAAACCAGCCUUGAACUUAAUCUACAGACCUUAUCAAAUCAGAGUAUUAGAUCCUUUCAUUAUCAGAAUGGCAGCUUAUGAACUGCUUCACUUCCCAAAAGUGUUUCCCAAAAAUCAGAAACCCAAGCACCCAACAACAGGAAUUAUUGCCAUCACAUUGGCUUUUCACAUAUGUCAUGAAGUUCACCUUGCUGGAUUUAAAUAUAACUUUUCUGACCUCAAGAGUCCUUUGCACUAUUAUGGGAAUGCCACCAUGUCUUUGAUGAGUAAGAAUGCAUAUCACAAUGUGACAGCGGAGCAGCUCUUUUUGAAGGACAUUAUAGAAAAAAACUUUGUAAUCAACUUGACUGAAGAUUGACCCUACAGACUCAGAAGACGAUGCUAACAGUAUUAGUUUUAUUUUUAUACUGCGAUUUUUAGUUUAUUUUUAAAUAUGUUGGAUGCACGUG